Cylicocyclus nassatus is the source of this 309-nucleotide messenger RNA. The record is from the annotation of a GenBank genome assembly. NCBI's taxonomy places the organism in Eukaryota, Metazoa, Nematoda, Chromadorea, Rhabditida, Strongylidae.
AUGCUGCGAGCUGUAGCCUUGCUGGCCCUCUUUGCCCUUAGCCAAGCUCAACAGGACAACUGUUACAUCAACGAUAGCGGUUUCACAUGCUGUAACAAGCAACUCGAAGCAGCUAUGAAAGGAGCAAUGGGUGGAAAGGAUCUCCUCUCCGCAGCUGACGAAAUCCAAAAGAUGGCCGAAACAACGUUGGGAGGAAAAUUCGAAACCGUUGUCGCUUUGGACGAUUUUGCUUACAAAUCUCAUUUCAAGGAAGGAAAGACUUGCAAAAUCGAGAAGAACGGACAAUAUGCGCUGGCAUGGCAACCUUGA